CGCCCGAGCGGGACGGCAGCGCCAGCCCCGCAGGCUCCGGUCCGCCCGCUGGAAUCGCGCUCUUCUGCCCGCCUGCCAGCAUGAAAGCCUUCAGCCCCGUGCGGUCCGUCAGGAAAACCGGCCUCUCGGAGCACAACCUGGGUAUCUCCCGCAGCAAGACCCCCGUGGAUGACCCCAUGAGUCUGCUGUACAACAUGAACGACUGUUACUCCAAGCUGAAGGAGCUGGUCCCCAGCAUCCCGCAAAACAAGAAGGUGAGCAAGAUGGAAAUUCUGCAGCACGUCAUCGACUACAUCCUGGACCUGCAGAUCGCCUUGGACUCCCACCCCAACAUCGUCAGCCUCCACCACCAGAGACCCGGGCAGAACCCUUCCUCCAGAACUCCUCUGACCACCCUCAACACAGACAUCAGCAUUCUCUCGCUACAGGCAUCCGAGUUCCCCUCAGAGCUCAUGUCAGGCGACAGCAAAGCACUUUGUGGCUGAACAGAGCGGUGUUCCACUGAUGAGUUGUGUUCUGGUUUGUUGGUGGUUGUUUUUUUUCUUUUUUUUUUUUUUUGCACAAGAAAACGUCUACAGGAUUUUUUUUUUUUGAGGUGCUGAAUUUAUUUUUCAGCUGUAUCUGGAGGAGAAGAUCCACGUUCGACUAAAAGGACCUUUUAAAAUUAAUACAUAAGAAAAAAAAUCAAGAUUGAUCUUUAUCCCCACCCCAUUUUUCAACUUGGACUGAACCUAGUUAUUUAUGAAGAGACUCUUAAAUACCCUUUCCCUAGUUGGAAGGCUUCCUUUAUAUACUAUUCCCAACGUGGGGAGCGAAACAAAAAUCUCACAAGGAGUUGCCCAUUUUAAAGCAGACUUUGCCUUUUUUUCCAAAGGUGGAGCGUGAGUACCAGAAGGAUCCAGUUUUCAGUUUUUUAGGAAAGUCUGUGGUCAGAAAUUACCUUUCUGACACAAACCUAGGACUGAAUGCUGUGUAUAUAUUUAUAUAUAAAUAUAUAUAUAUGAGUGAAAUCUUGUGAACUCUUUAAUUAGAGUUUUCUUGUAUAGUGGCAGAAAUAUACAUUUCUGCAAAAAGUGUAAUGAUGUACUUAAUCAUGCUAAACUUUUUAUAAAAGUUUAGUUGUAAUCUUAACCCUUUUUAUACAAAAUAAAUCAAGUGUGUUUAUUGAACUGAUUGCUUGCUUUAUUCUUUGGGGACCAACUGUUUGCUGGCUUUGAUUUGUGUUGUGUUUUUGUUGUUUGUUUUUUUUAAUACUUACACAUUCUGUUAUGACUUUUAUUAAGUACAAAUUAAAAUAUGUAGAGAAUACAAAGAAUAAAAUUACGUGAAGUGAAUAA
Myiozetetes cayanensis is the source of this 1337-nucleotide messenger RNA. RefSeq names its product inhibitor of DNA binding 2 (gene ID2). Gene Ontology annotation, molecular function: protein dimerization activity; transcription regulator activity. Gene Ontology annotation, biological process: negative regulation of transcription by RNA polymerase II; cell differentiation; circadian regulation of gene expression. Gene Ontology annotation, cellular component: nucleus; cytoplasm. Bases 81 to 485 code for a protein of 134 amino acids. The transcript is spliced from 3 exons. NCBI's taxonomy places the organism in Eukaryota, Metazoa, Chordata, Aves, Passeriformes, Tyrannidae. The record is from RefSeq and is a predicted model, not a curated record.